Messenger RNA from Klebsormidium nitens, 2574 nucleotides. NCBI's taxonomy places the organism in Eukaryota, Viridiplantae, Streptophyta, Klebsormidiophyceae, Klebsormidiales, Klebsormidiaceae. The record is from the annotation of a GenBank genome assembly.
AUGAACGUGAGAGAGCUCAAGGCGUUUCUUCUGCAUCACGGAGUGUGCCACCAGAACUGCCUCGAGAAGGCUGACCUCCAGGAAAAAGCCCGCACCCUAGUCACCGACCUGGCAGCACAGGCGGGGCAGCGAGGCGCGUCAGCAAGCGCGAAAGCGGCCACAGAGAGCGUGCCACGUGGCAAGGACAAUGCGCAGCCAGUCCAUCUCUCAGAAGCGGACGCGGCUGCGUCGGCAGCGAAUCUGUGCAGGUUGUACAAUCUGUUCUACCUGAGCUCUGAAGAGCUGCGCGAAAAGCUGAAGCUUUUGGACGUCGACACGACUGACUGCGUCACCCACCGGGACCUAGUCGACAGGCUGACGUCAGAACUUCGAAAGCCAGAUCCCACAGAUCCCGUGCCCGCGCAGGGCCCCCGGUACGUACCGGACGAGGCCCGGUUCUCCGUUGCGGUCCACUUCUUGGAGCGCACAACGGACGAGCACGCGCGCGCGGUGGCGGACAAGGCGGUGGAACAGCUGCUGCAGCAGAAGACUCUUCCGCCGGAAGUCGUUAACGAGGGCGGAAUCCGGUUGAUGGUCAAAGGAACCAGCAGCGCCGUGCGCCGGAGUGGGCUACUGAUCCUGGAAGAGAACAUAAGGAACGGAACGCACCAGCUGCGGCGCAACCUCGCGGACGCGGGCGUCCUCAAAGCGAUGGUCCGAAUGCUGCACGAACAAGACCUCGCCACGCGCUUCGAAGUGCUGGAUACGGUGGGCCUCUUCUCGCGGACUCCGAGCCUGGGGCCCAAGAUCUGGGAGUAUGGCGCCAUGGCUUCUCUGCUCGAGGAGCUGCACCGCCCGGAGGUGCGCGCGCGUCUCGAGGCUGGGUCGCCAGAGGUUCUCGUCCCCCGCGGGCGCUGGGCUUGUGGGCAAUCAAUGGCGCUGCGCAUUUUCGCCAAUAUGAUGAUGCCGAGCCGCGGCGAGCGGGAAUUCCUGCCGGGGAAAGUGUCCUUCGCAACGGGGCAGCCAAUGUGGGACGCCUUUACCCGCAAGGUCGGCCGGUGGGUGAUCAGGAACAAGGUCCACGCGCGCGCGGGGGAGUUGCUGGCUUUGGCGCGCGCGAUCACGUGGCGCAAGGGGGAAGAGGACGACCCGACCGGUACCCACACGGUCGUCGUGCAGGCCGCCAGGCUGCUGACGCAGCUGACGUCAUCGCAGCAGGACCCACAGGAGCCGUCAAAGAUUUGCGAGGCCCCGUCUUACGUAAAGCCUAAAACCCUUCUCGCAAGUGGUGUCCAUCCCCGGGCUUCCUUCGACCCUGGCCCGUCUUUGAUGGAGCAGUGGGAGACUUGCUUGCUUCGAGUUUGGUGUACUUGGUGGAGCAGUGGGAGCGAGGCCGAGUGCACCAGCGCGGUCCUUCUGCUGACGAACCUGCACCGGGCGCUGGGGGGCACGCUCGCGCGGUUCUGCACCGAAGACGAGAUUAUGCGGAUCUGCACCGCAUUGAGAGCGUCCCGGCGGCUGCCGCCCCGGCCGACCAACACCCACCUCGCGCGCGAAACGCUCCUGAGCGUUCUGCAGCGCGACAUGAUGACGGGCGGCUCGUUCGCGGGGGCCUUGACGGAAGCCUGGUGCCACGGCUUGAAGUGCGCGCGCGAAACGCGCGCCGCGGAGAGCGUCGUGGAGCGUCUGCUGCGGCCGUGCGAGAUUUCGGGGACGGCGGUCGCGACGGAUGAACGGCUUUACGAGUACGCCUUCUGGCCCACUUUGGCGCGCCACGCCGCGGCCGCCCCCGCCGACCGUCGCUCCCUCCUCAUCACUUUCGCCGAGGCGUUCAACCUGCACCCAGAGCCUGGGGGGAUCCCCCUGGAGCCCGGUGUGAAGAGGCUCUGGGGGAUCCCUGAGCCGUACCGCGCGCGCGUGACUCUGCAGCUGUUGAGGAGCGGGAUCGUACGGACGCUCGAGCGGGCGUGCCACGUGGACGAGACCGCGGCGCACGUGAUGCGGUUCUACCGGUACAUUGCAGAAGGCGUCGAGGCGAUCGCUGAAGCACUUCUGACGGACCCGGAUCUGAUGCCGUUCCUGCUGCGCUUCGCUCUGCUGGAGACCGGUUGCCCCCUCGGCGUCGCCCUGGCCAAGCUGGCAGUCAAGGCGCUGCUCAAACUGAGCCCCCGGGAACGUCCCCCGAAUGCCCAUUUUACGCUCGUCAUCCGCCCGGAGGAGGACCCCAGCCGAUCGGCUGACAGCAUCAGGUAUGACUACAAGGACGGUUGCAUCUAUGUCGGUCAAGCGCACAUCACACAAGCGACCGCGGUUGGCCCCAACUUUCUCAUCACCGGCCAGAAGCUGAUCACCAAGUAUAACCGACAACACACCGACCGGCCCUACGUCUCUGAGCGCCUGCGGGACUUCGACGAAUUGGGGGGCAAAAAGCAGGGACCGCCGGCCCCCCCGAAGCGCGCGGGAUGCGCGGUGUGCGCCGCCCCAGUGGCGAAGGCGAAGUGCUCCCGCUGCCGAAAGAGGGUCUACUGCGGAAGAAACUGUCAGCAGACCGACUGGCCGAGCCACAAGCUGAUUUGCCGAGCGGAGAGCAGUUGA